UGACGCCUCUUUUAUAACAAACGCGCUCUGCAGAGACGCGAGCGUAGCGUUUUAGUUUUAGGGGUAGGAAACUGCUCCGACACUUGUCCAAAUCUGCAUAUGCCUUGUAAGUGCCUCUCUACUGGAACUCUAUUCCCACCUUAAUACCCCUCCAUCUAUGUAUGACCUAUCAGCCGCAGGCACUGGGAUCCCCAAACCCGAACCGCUUGCGCAACCGCGCUCCUCUUUAACAAACAGAUGAGCUGACCAUGACCCUCUCGACAGCUUCUAAGAAGGAGAGGAAACAUGCCAGAGAAAGUGGCGGCAUCGCCGCGGCCGUGACAAAGCAAACAGCUGGUAAAUUCGCCAAUGUCACUGUCAAUAACGGUAACGCCAACACCAACAAGGAUAACGUGAAUACAAAUAUCAGCAGCAGCGGAGAUAAUAAGAGCUCAUCUACUUCGGUCGCUUCCACGCCCCCCGUCGACACGCCCGAGAUUAAGCCUUCUUCUGGCCCUGACAAUGUCAACUCUGCUGUCUCCCCUAUGCUGGCUGCUUUGUCCACAACUCCAGCUUCCGUGAGCACAGCACCGAGUAUGAACAAUGACUGGAUGAGGAACGGCAUGGCCGGCUCUCCAGGAAACUUGAUCAGUAUCAUGGGCGAUUCACCUCCUACCCAACCGUCUUCUUACGAGGACUCAGGUCGACUGCAACAAGGAUGGCCUGUACAGCGCCAUUUCAUGAGUCCCUCGCCUUCAUCUCUAUCCCCACCAAACCACAGCCGACGUCCUUUGAGCUUCCAGAUGGACGCCCAAUAUCAAUCUCCAGAAACACCACCUCCGAGUGUUCCCUAUCGACGUAGUUCGGUCAAUUCCCCGUUCCAAGGCUCGAGGAUGGGAAACCAUCCGCCGCUGCCUCAUCAACCCCAGCCACACUUCUAUGGAGUACCAGAUAUCGACCUUAAUAUGACUAACAACUCGGGCAUGAAAGCCGGCGAACGAGGCUAUUUCUUUGGCUUCGACAAGCUACCCGAAUGCCCCGACUUCCCAUUUGGUCCAAGCAACGUCGUCAUCGCGGGGUAUGAAGGUGGUUUGGAUGUGUACGCUGUCAGCAAGAGAGGGCUUGAACCUGUCGCAAGUCUAAAAGGACUACGAGGAGGCGUUCACCAUGCCAAGAUCCUUCCUUGGACGCUUGGCAACAGGAACAAAACCCUGUUCCCUCUUGUGGCGGUGGUAUUGCAUGGACCUGUCCUACCUUCAGCUGCACCUGGCCUCGCACAGGACGAAGGACCAAGCCCCAGACUUGAUGGGGCAGCAAGCCCUCGAUCUGUGUUCACCCACCAGGAUGGCCUCCAGGGGCGACAGACCAUCGACUCAUAUCAAACGUCUGUCGAGGUGUACUCACUCAGGACCAACCAGCUCGUUGAUGUGUUGCUCCAGGCGCCAAAGAUUCCGAUCAACCCUGAAAUCUCCGUCACGAACCCCAUUUUCAGACCUCCUUCGCCCAGUGGCUCCUUCACAAUUCGAGCGGACUCAGGUACAGUUACAGUCUGCUCAGGCGUUACUGGCGAAUGCUGGGUUUACUUGCAAUUAUUGGAAGAUCAAAAUGGUCAUAUUUUUACAUGUGUCGGAAAGAUCUGGACCAGACUUCAGCAAAGCACCCGAGGUGAGGUGCCAGAGGAGGCUGAUAAGACACAGUCUUCAAGCGCGCCACCACGCUCAAAUCCGCAAACACCGAUUCUCGCAGUUAGAGGGCGAUGGAUCGCUUACUGUCCUGCGACGCCUUCGUCACAAGUCUCGUUGAGAGCUCAUGUACCACUUCCCAUUCUCGGCAAAGCACCUGGACUCGCCACUGUGACGCCGCCGCAGCUCCCUUCGUCUUCUGCAUCAGUAGAUCUACCUAUUUCCGAUAGUGUCGUUAAUAAAAUCAUGCGAGAGACGACUCAGGAGCUUAUUCAAGGUGCCAAGUGGGUUGGACAGCAAGGCUUGCAAGCUUGGAAUUCAUACUGGAACAAGUCGUCAACCCCCCAAACACAAACUCAACAAGCCCGCUCGCUUCCUCAGAAUUGGGCUGGUACUCGACCUCCUCGUGGUGACCCGAUCAACUUCCCUCCUACUCAUGGUCCUGCCGGUCCGGUUGGAGCGAAAGAUCCAGGGCUUGUGUCGAUUGUUGAUGCGGAGUCGCUCACUAAUUCAUCUACUAUUCAUCCGAUCACUACGUUCUCGCCGCCUUUGGGCUGCAGUUUUCUUUCAUUUUCGCCAUCAUCUUUGUCCCUGUUCACCGCCAGCAGCAAAGGCGAUGUGCAAACAGUCUGGGAUCUUUUCCGUAUUCAACAUACACGAUCAUCCCCUCUCCAGACCACUGUCACGCCAAAUGCAAGCACAGGACCUCAGGUCCGUCAAAUUGCACAAUUUUCACGAAUGACUGUCGCACGCAUUGUCGAUGUCGCUUGGACCCAAUCGCAGGGAGAGCGGUUAGCUAUGGUGACCGAGCGUGGUACCGUUCAUCUCCUCGAUAUGCCCUCAAGUGCGUUCAUGUGGCCUGCACCUCGUCGUCGUCAGGCUGUUCAAGAGAGUGGCACCGCAACACCAGAGCAGUCGAACACGGCUGUUUCUUUAGCUACCGGAGCUUUUGGUGCAGCCUACCAAGCUGCGAAACCAUUUGUCUCACGACCUCGUCGCAGCAGUGGUAACGUACAAAACGCGACUGGCAACAGCCUAAAAGACUCAGCGGCUAUGGGUGGGCGAGUGAUCGCUGCUAGUAUCAGCAGUUCACUUGGCAAGACAGGAACCGCGAUUAACCAGCUUCGGCACACUGGCGAAAACCGAGUCUCUUUGCCACUUAGUUCAGGCCUUCCUUCGGCAUCCUGCGUGACUUGGGUCAAAAGCAGGAAACAUCAAGGACUCUUUGUGGUUGGAAACGGUCUAGUACGAGGUUUCUCCUGUCGAACUCGCCGAUCUAGCGUACAGGCUGGCAGGCGGGUGACACGGGCUAGCAGGUAUCACGAUUAUAACGUGCCGAUUCUACCCAGCGACUUGGUUGCUCCAGCUGUACGACAGAUGGUUGACCUGGGAGCUCAGGAUGAAAUUCUCGACCUUUCGGACCGUGAUAUGGAUGCAGGAAACACCCUGACACUGAACCCCCGACCUCGUGUUGCGGCAACAGAUCAGACUAUGGAAUCUUCAAUCCCUCAAGCUGAGAUAGAGUCUAGUGCGCCCUACCAACCUUUCCACACGGAUCGACGAGUAACUCUCUGCGAGUACCGGAGAGGAACAGCUGAUCAGCUUGAAGUUGUCUCCGCUAUACUAGCCGAGACAAGUCUAGAGGAAAACACUACUUCCAAGAAAAAGAAGAAGAAGGGGCAACCCAUGGAACCAAAUUCACCUAAAGAAGUCUCAAACACAACGGCUUGGGCUUUUGGCCAGGAUAUUCCAGUGGUUCGACUGGAUUUAGGCUUGCCAACAGUUGCGGAGGAGGAGUACGACGGCCCGGAAGACCAUAUUCCGUUGCCCCCUUCAGCGAUGGAGCGCGUGAUGCAGUACGGCGAUCAGGAGCAGAUCGUGGUGACUACGAGGAGGCGACGUGGAGCUCAAGGUGGAAGCCAAGGUGAGGAUGGCUUUUUUGAGGAUGACUGUGAAGUCCUUGACUUUGCAGAUCAGAGAGUGUGAGAAGAAUUCUCAGACAGACAACGUGCGUCUUGAGGUUGGCGUCUAGGUACUUG
Fusarium redolens is the source of this 3700-nucleotide messenger RNA. RefSeq lists its product as uncharacterized. Gene Ontology annotation, cellular component: cytoplasm. The transcript has 2 exons. Gene Ontology annotation, molecular function: protein binding. The record is from RefSeq and is a predicted model, not a curated record. Gene Ontology annotation, biological process: response to starvation; autophagy. Lineage: Eukaryota; Fungi; Ascomycota; Sordariomycetes; Hypocreales; Nectriaceae. Bases 249 to 3647 code for a protein of 1132 amino acids.